Molecule: messenger RNA, 1857 nt
Organism: Hydractinia symbiolongicarpus
Lineage: Eukaryota; Metazoa; Cnidaria; Hydrozoa; Anthoathecata; Hydractiniidae
Product: ATP-dependent DNA helicase PIF1-like
Exons: 12
Coding region: 1-1857 (618 amino acids)
Biological process (GO): DNA repair; telomere maintenance
Molecular function (GO): DNA helicase activity
Source: RefSeq, a predicted model, not a curated record
AUGGAAGAAGCCGUCAUGCUUAUCAUUUAUUUCUUUAUUCACUUUGUUCCACCAAAAAAUCGGCAGAAAAAUCGUCAGCCCUUAUUGCUAAAGCAGCUGACGAAAACUUUUUACAACCACUGUAAUACACUUAACAAAUGUAACACCAUAUCCCCUGACGAUCAAAACAAACGUACAAAGUUUUUUCAAGUUCAGGAGACGAACGAACGAAGAAAAGCAUGCUUUUUAAUUAUUGACGAACAGACUGCACUGGCUAAUGCAGUCAUAGAAGCUGUUGUAAAUGUUGCUAACAAUGCAGCCCAAAACAACCGUCUGUUUUAUUUAGAAGGUGCUGGUGGUAGUGGUAAAACCUUUACUUAUAGUUACCUUAUUUCUGAACUUACAGGUAGAGGUUUUCAAGUUGGAACUGCUGCAUUUACUGGCAUAGCAGCAACACUUUUGAAAAAGGGUACCACCAUUCAUAGACUAUUCCGGUUACCUGUUCCUAUUGUAGAGAACAGUACAUGCAACAUAACCCCGGUUUCUGCUUAUGCUGCAGAAUUGCGACAAAAGAGUCUAUUUUUACUUGAUGAAGCUUCCAUGAUUCCUAAGCAUGCUUUUCAUGCAAUAGAUCGUCAUCUACAAGAUAUUUGUAAUAAUGAGCUUCCAUUUGGAGAUAAAGUUGUUCUUUUAGGUGGUGAUUUUUCACAGUUACUGCCUGUUGUCAGAAAAGGAAAAGCAACUGAAAUUGUGGACAUGUGUUUUAAAAGUUCUCCAUUAUGGCACUUGGUUACAGAGUUUAGAUUAACUCGCAACAUGAGAACAAGGCCAGGAGAACAACAAUUUGCUGCAUGGCUUCUGCAACUUGGGAAAGUGUUUUACCUGUUCGGGAGCAAGAACUUUUCCAAGGUGCAUUUGAAGGAUUUUCACCCAGAAAAUAUGGCAUCAUCUGUGGUACUAACACCCACAAAUGAUGACUCACUUAUUAUUAAUGAUCAGGUGUUGGCGCUGUUGCCUGGUGAAGAAAAAUUUUAUUUUAGCGCAGAUGAUGUUGUGUGUGAUGAUGAGGAGGAACGGAUUCAAUAUCCAGUAGAAUUUUUAAAUAGUAUCACACCUUCAGGUAUGCCUCCUCAUUGCCUUAAAUUAAAAACUGGUGCCAUUGUUAUGUUAUUAAGAAACAUAAACAUAAAUAAUGGUUUAUGUAAUGGCACUUGCCUAAUUAUAAGACGUCUUCAUGACAACUGUGUCGAUGUUGAAGUACUCACUGGUAAUGCCAUUGGAGAUGGGGUACUUAUUCCAAGGGUGCAACUUGCACCUUCGGAUACAGGUAUGCCUUUUGUCUUACGUCGCAGACAGCUUCCACUAAGGCUGUCUUAUGCUAUGACAAUAAACAAGGCACAAGGUCAAACCUUUGAAAAGGUUGGAAUAUUGUUGCGCAGGCCAUGUUUUUCUCAUGGUCAGCUGUAUGUUGCUUUUUCUAGAGCAAGAGCAUUUGGUGAUGUUCGAGUAAGUGUUGUUCCCUCAUCCAGCAGAAAUUCAAUACUUUGCACUUUAUAUCUAUCUGCCAUGUUGUACAAAGUGCAAAAGGUUGACGUGUUAGAAUAUUUAUUUUGGCUUUUUAAAAUUGUCAUAAUGCCAAAUAUAUGUCGUGAAGUGCAAAGUCCUAUGGCUUACCUUCACGUGCUACUAGAUGUGUUAUUAUGGAAAUGGCUGUUAUUUCAUCCUAAUUUUAUUUUAGAUAAUUAUAUACUGAAUUCAAAUACUUUUGGCAACGAUUCAGCCGAUACUAAAACUCACACAAAUAUUUUUAAAGAGACUAUUUUUUCUAAAAUAUCUGUUACUGUUAUUCCUGGUCGUGGACACAACAGUUGCUACUGA